AUGAUAUUUUCAAUUUUCAAAUUUCGCUUUGGCACAAUAUAAACAAAUUUCCCUAAACUUUCCUUCAAGGUUUUAGAUUUUCAGACAAUGAAGGAAAGAAAUCCAACUCUUCUUUCUGACUCAGACAUAUAAACAUUAAGCAAGAUGCAUUCAUUAAAUUCAACAUGGAAGAUUACUCCAUAAAAAUUGUAUAGAGAAAUCAAGUUCAACAAUUUUAAGGAAGCCUUUUCAUUUAUGAAUUAAGUGGCUAUUUUUUCAGAAUAAAUCGAUCAUCAUCCUGAUUGGGAGAAUGUAUAUAAUUUAGUUAAGAUUAAUCUGAACACUCACGAUAUCGGGGGUAUAUCUAUUAAGGAUAUUUUCCUGGCUUAUGCAAUAGAUACAAUAGCAAUGAAUGUAAGAGUGAAAUCUGCAGAAUCAACCAACGACACUCGUAUUUUAGAGGUAGCCAAAAUUGCAGAAUCUUGGAAUUUAAAUUUUGAUCAAUUUCAUAGAAUGAUUGAAACAGAUUCUAGAUAAAUAUGA
This is a messenger RNA of Paramecium tetraurelia, 522 nucleotides long. RefSeq lists its product as uncharacterized. Gene Ontology annotation, biological process: tetrahydrobiopterin biosynthetic process. Lineage: Eukaryota; Ciliophora; Oligohymenophorea; Peniculida; Parameciidae. The transcript is spliced from 4 exons. Gene Ontology annotation, molecular function: 4-alpha-hydroxytetrahydrobiopterin dehydratase activity. The record is from RefSeq and is a predicted model, not a curated record.